AUGACGUUCUUCACUAUCCACUUCGAUAUUAGAGGCCUUGAACCAAUUCAUGAUGGCGAACCUUUGGUUUCAUUUUUCCUUCUUCAUGUUCUCACUGCUUUGCUAUCUCAUGGUCUGUCCAAUUUAUGCCACAACAAUUUCACCAAAAAUGAUGAAUUGGCACUUCUUGCUCUCAAAAUUUCUGUGAGAGACCCAUUCAAUCACUUGGCUAAUUGGUCUAACUAUUUCUCCAUUUGCAAUUGGGUUGGGGUUACUUGUGAUUCUAAAGGUGAGAGAGUAAGUGUAUUGAAUCUUGCUCACAUGAGUCUCAUGGGCACCUUACCCUCACAAGUGGGGAAUUUGUCCUCCCUUGUUGAACUUGCCCUUCAUAGUAACAACUUUCAUGGUGAGUUACCGAAGGAGUUGUUGCAGUUACAUAAGUUGAGAAUUCUCAACCUUAGCUAUAAUGAAUUUGAUGGGAAAAUUCCUGCGUGGACUGGAAGUUUAUUUGCUCUUCAAUGCCUGAGCUUUCGAGAUAAUAGUUUUCACGGUGUUAUUCCUCCAAGCAUAUCAAAUUUGUCAAAAUUCUCCUUGGAUUGGAGUCACAAUUUCAUCCAUGGAUCUAUUCCACUUGAGAUCGGAAGGCUUCAACAUUUAAAGAUUUUACGUAUAGCAGGGAACAAUCUUUCAAGAAAUAUACCUCCAACUAUUUCUGGCUUAUCCUCACUUGAGCUGAUGCUUUGUCAUCAAACUCCUUAA
Molecule: messenger RNA, 738 nt
Organism: Prosopis cineraria
Lineage: Eukaryota; Viridiplantae; Streptophyta; Magnoliopsida; Fabales; Fabaceae
Product: probable LRR receptor-like serine/threonine-protein kinase At3g47570
Exons: 1
Coding region: 1-738 (245 amino acids)
Molecular function (GO): protein binding
Source: RefSeq, a predicted model, not a curated record